AUGGUUUCUGAAGUUGCAUCAUUCUCACCUGAUGAAAAUAUAAUUGAAAUCGAUGAAAUUGUUGAAAUUGUUGAUAUUUAUUCAUUAAUUCCGGAAUCGUUUGAUAAAGAUGAAUCUAAUUCGUCUAAUAUCGUCGAAACAAUAAACAAAAGUCUUCUUUUCAACUGUCGUUAUCGCUUCCUAAAGUUCGUCCAUGUAUUCAACAAGCUUCAAUACAUGUAUCAUCUUAUUUCCAGCCUGCUCCUUGAUGAUGCACUUGACGUUCUCCGUGAAUCUUCAACGGUAACUGUAAUUCCAUUGGUUAUUGUAAAAUAG
Messenger RNA from Funneliformis mosseae, 315 nucleotides. NCBI's taxonomy places the organism in Eukaryota, Fungi, Glomeromycota, Glomeromycetes, Glomerales, Glomeraceae. The record is from the annotation of a GenBank genome assembly.